This is a messenger RNA of Pundamilia nyererei, 1061 nucleotides long. RefSeq names its product proteasome 26S subunit, non-ATPase 10 (gene psmd10). The record is from RefSeq and is a predicted model, not a curated record. NCBI's taxonomy places the organism in Eukaryota, Metazoa, Chordata, Actinopteri, Cichliformes, Cichlidae. The transcript is spliced from 2 exons. Gene Ontology annotation, cellular component: BRCA1-BARD1 complex; BRCA1-A complex. Gene Ontology annotation, biological process: protein K6-linked ubiquitination. Gene Ontology annotation, molecular function: protein binding; ubiquitin-protein transferase activity. The coding region runs from base 454 to 792 and encodes 112 amino acids.
ACAUAGCUAUCUCAAAAAUCGUGGCAUUGUUGUAGCAUGUAUGCUGCAGUACCUAUAUCAUUGCUAAGAUUACAAAGAUUUAAUAAAGACCUAUGUAUAUAUGGGAGACUUGAGGUGGUGGGAAACGGGGUCCAACACACUGCAACAAUCAAGAUGCAUUUUUUUUGUUAAAUCAAAUGUGCAUAUAAAAGAUCAUGAAACUGAAUUUUUUCAUCGUCUUCUCUCACAAGGACUUGGACAUGACAUGAAUGGAUUUCAUUGUACAUUCAGGAUUUUAUUUCAACCACAGGUUUCUUUUCCCAGUCAGGAUUGUCCUAACUUUCAGUCUCACUUCCUAACGUGAAACUUCCACAUGACUGUGGUAACCAAAAUGACGAGAUCUGAAAAUGGGUAUUUCAUAGAAACUAGAAAUAACUGGAUGUAAAAGUGUGGUUUUCAGCUUGUGAAUGAAACAUGGUUACCUCUUUGCAGAUUGCCCUGCUGCUGUUGGAAAAUGGAGCAGACCCCAAUGCUACUGACAAGCUGGACUCUACGCCUCUUCACAGAGCAUCUGCCAAGGGCAACUACCGGCUCAUCCAGCUGCUUCUCAAACAGAGUGCAUCAACAAAUAUUCAGGACUCACAGGGCAACACGCCUCUCCAUCUUGCAUGCGAUGAGGAGCGUGUUGAAGCAGCCAAGUUGCUGGUGGAACAUGGAGCGAGCAUUUACAUUGAGAACAAGGAGGAGAAGACCCCGCUCCAGAUAGCAAAGGGCAGUCUUGGGAACAUACUCCGUCGGAUCGUGGAGGGAUGAUGCUUUGUCUGACCGACGCGUCUUGUUCCAGCUCAAAUCCCCACCACCAACCGCCAAAUUACAUUCUAAGAUUUCCCAUCCCGCUCAGUCCUCCUUAAGCGGUCCGUGUGGAAGAUGAGAUGAUGGACUCAGAUGGUGCUUUGAGACUGCACAGAUCUUAUUUGUUGUCUGAGCACAGGUUUUCAAACCCCACAGGCUAUUUUCUAUUAAAUUUGAAUUGUAAUGUAAAACAUGAAGUUCAACCUGUUAAUAAAUGUGUUGUUCAUGAA